Thalassophryne amazonica is the source of this 4624-nucleotide messenger RNA. Its product is annotated as KIAA1549-like b. Bases 305 to 4402 code for a protein of 1365 amino acids. NCBI's taxonomy places the organism in Eukaryota, Metazoa, Chordata, Actinopteri, Batrachoidiformes, Batrachoididae. The transcript has 22 exons. The record is from RefSeq and is a predicted model, not a curated record.
ACACCUUCACUGCCUUUGAAUUGGUGGCUGUUACGUCACCAGAGCGCACUUAGAGGCGCGUGUCAUGCGUGCGGAAGACGCUUUGGACUCCGUGUCAAACCUUUGGCAAAGUGCACGCGCCGCCCUGCGCCACACGGUGCCGAUGACGCGCAGCCAGGGCGCAUUUCUUCAAUUCCCCUCUCCAGACAUUGGACGCACGACCAGACCACGGCGCCGCUCUUAACUCCACGUUUACGCGCGACCGUCGAUCCCCAAUGUAUUAUUCACGACCGAAACUUCACCAACUUGUCCGUUGGAUCCGCAAAUGGCUCCCGGUGUGAGGAGUGGGCGGACAGGUGACCGCGGCGCCGGUGGCCGCUCGCCGCGGACCGCGUGCAGAACGGAUGGCGGCGGCGGAGAAGCAGCAGGAGGAGAGCGGAGCUGUGUGAGGAGAACAGGAGGAGCAGCGGGGAUGCUGCUGCUGAUGAUUCUCUCACUUCUUGCCCGGUGCGCUUUGGCCGCAGAGGAAAAAUCCAUCUAUGAUGCCUCGGGCUCCUCAUCUUUACUGAGUGACUCGUUGGUCACAGCUGCUCCUGCUCAGCCAUUGGUUGACCUGCCAGAGGGGGAGGAGGUGCCUUUCUCCAUCGUUCAUUCACAUGGUGACCCAAAGUCCAUGGAAGAGCGUUUAGCAGGGCAACCUGCCUUUUCUUCUGUGUUAACCUUUGAAGCAAGAAAUGCCAGUCGAACCUCACCGACCGUCACUAGGGAUGAGAACCACACCACCCAAUGGCCUUCAAAUUAUUCUCACCAGGGCGCAGAGAUGUCCUCAUCAUUUGUACCUGCAGGCCCCGAUAGGACCCUCCCUACCAGCUCAGAGUUGUCUCCUGGAACAUCCAGAGCAGGGGAGCUCAUGUUCCCCAAAGAAAAAGAGGCGGGUCUCAGCACCUCUCAGUCAGUAAGAAUGACUCUCUCUGCUGGGCUCACCGAGAGGACAUCUCAGGUAUUGCCACUGACCCCUGGACAUGACACCAUAACAGCCUCCGUGAAGCUUACCACCACAACCUUAGCUUCAACUACCAAAAUGAAAAACACAAGCACACCCUCUGUGAGAGUCACAACCAGAACUACGCAAUCAGACACAGCUACCACACCGCAGCCGUCCCCAGUGACCAGGAGAACAACAACAACCACAUCCACCAGAACACAGACCAGCAGGAGAACCUUCACACCGCUGGUCCCAAGAACGAACCCACCAAGAGUGUCCACCACCAUAUUUGUUUCUCCUUUUACCACCACAGCAGAAGCUCCACCACAGCAGUGCAACAUCACAGAGAGAAUGUGGGUAAAAACAGUUGUUUCCAUCUAUGUCAGAAGAAACAGGCUGGAUAGUAUCCAGAGACAAAACCUACGCCGGGGUCUAAGUCAAGGCCUCAGAAAAGCUCUGAAUAAUAGCGCCGCACAGGCACAGGUGGAAACUGUAUUCGGCUCUCCCAACAUGACGGUGGCUUAUCAUGUGACUGCAGGAGACAUGGUUUACCCUCCCUCCGUAGUGCUGGAGGGCUUGGACUCCUAUGGCCGCGAUAAGAUGAUUUCAGACCUACGACAGUAUCUCCCCAUGGUAACAGCACUGCCACUCCCAAUUGCAUUAUGGAGACGGAGUCCAGACACCAGCUUCCAACUGAAAACAGUGCUGCAGUUUGUUGGAGCGGCCGAUGACCCGCGCUCCUGUCGAUUCUCUCAAAUGAUGGAGCAGAGGCUGGAAAAGGUGUUUUCUGAAGCACAGGCCAAAGUGUUCAUGACCAUCAGCAGACUGUCUGUCCAGAUUCUGACUGUGUCUCAGUUGGCGCCGUCCCCUGCUGUAUCAUUGGUUUACACUGUGAGGAACGGGACGGUCUACCUUAAUGGCACCACUGCCUCAAACCUCCUUGGCCAGUUAUCAGCUGAGCUGGUUGGAUACUUCCUCUUCUAUCCACCCCUAAUUAUUGCUGAACCACUCGAGUAUCACAAUCUGAACACCUCUUCUGCAACCAGAGACUUCUGGGUGAUUACAGUAAUCCAGGAUGUGGAUAAUGCCAGCCUGGAGGGACAGUACCAAAGCUUUGCCAGUCUAAUGGAACAGCGGUUGGCAGAGUUGUUUGUGUUUGCUGGCCAGCAGGGCACGCGCUUCCGGCGAGCAACGACUGUAGGCAGCUACACUGUGCAGAUGGUGAACAUCCGCAGGGUGUCGGGGCUGAAGAAACAAGCUGAGAUGACUUACUACGUGCAACACAAUGGCAUUCCUUUAUCGGGCACGUCUGCCGCGAAAAUCCUGAACACAGUGGAUUCACAGACCAUGGCUCUCACGUUGGGAUACUUUGUCCAGCUGCAAGCAGAACCUGUGAUCAAGAACCCUCCGAAUAACCUCUGGAUAAUCGCUGCAGUGUUGGCUCCCAUUGCCAUAGUAACUCUUAUUAUCAUCAUCAUCACAGCUGUGCUUUGCAGAAAGAACAAGAAUGAUUUCAAAGCUGAUGCCAUUGGUAACCUCAAUCCCAGAGCUAAGAUGGUGUAUCGCAGAGAAGUGGGCUAUUAUCACCAGGCAGUUCAAGGUUUUGACUAUGCCAAGCAGCACUUGGGACAACAAGGAGGUGAUGAGGAGACAUUGCCUGUUACUCCGGACACCUUGGUGAUGUCUCUAAAAAUGCGUAAUGCACCACUUUCCCUGGACAAGGCUCUGCAACAAGAUGGCACCAACAAGAAGAACCUGAACACUGACAAACACACAUGCAAGUUGCCGAGUGAGGAUGGCUCCGUCAUCAGCAACGAAUCAGAGAAGCUGAAUACCAGCAGGGGCUUGACAGUGGCGAAAGUCACAGCACAGCAGAAACUGCUAAAGGAGGAGACUCGUAAGAAGGAUGAUCCAUAUGACUCCUCCUUUGGCUCCCUGCAGCUCAUUUCCAUAAAGCCUAUGGUGGCAGAGCCCGGCUACUCACAUCCUGCCUCCUCUGACCGCAGCCAAGGCUCAGCUAUCCUCAAUGGAGAGGUGAACCUGGCUCUGAAGCAGAGGUCAGAUGGAGAGCACUACAGGAACAAGCCACGGCUGAAGGCUAAGAGGAAGGGUUAUUAUGACUUUCCUUCCACUGAUGGCGACGGCAGCGGCAGUGGUCGGGCUCCAGCGUCGAGACAACGAUACAUCCAGGAGAGGGCAGCUGGUGAGCAUGGCAGACCGCUGGAGCCUGAUGAUAAGCGAGGUUCCACUUAUGUCAAGUCUCACAGGAGGCAAUCCCAGGUAGGACAGACAGACUAUCGCAGCAGACAGAGUCUGAGUAGCCCUAGCCCUGGAGGAACAGAGAUGGAUCUGCUUGUGAUGAGAGAGAAACCCCGGAGAGGCAUCCGCAACAGUGGUUAUGAUACUGAGCCGGAGAUCAUUGAGGAGACGAACGUUGACCGUCUAAUGGGGCAGAGGGUGUUUAUGUACGGGCGAGGGUUGAAAGGCCACUCUGAGACAUCCACGCUGAGCUCACAGCCGUCCAUUGAUGAAGUGCGACAGCAGAUGCACCUGCUGCUGGAGGAGGCAUUCAGCUUGGCAUCAGGGGGGCAGUCCACAUCCGGAAGGCACUCUCACCACCAUCACCCCGAUUCGGAUCAUUACAGCCCCGUCCCGCCUCCCCUUCCAUACGUAGACAUUGUGACCAGCGCUCCCGGUACGAUGAGCUGUGGAAGAGGAGGUCUGCAGUGGGUGCCUUCAUAUGGAGCAGAUAUGUAUCAGUGCAGUCUGCCUAAACCAGCCUUUCGCUUUACCCAACUCCCUGAGAUGUCCAUCAGAUCUCCUCCUCCUCUACCACCUCGGACUGGGCCCCCUGCCGGGACCCCUUUACGACGUUCCACUUCUGACUUGGGGCCUAAGGGCAGAAGCAUUGGGACAUCUGUCUCUGAAAUGAAGAGUCAAUAUGAGAACAACCCAUAUGGGCCACUGUCCAGAGCAGCACUCACACCCAUCACAACAGAUCAGCCUGUGUCCAACUACUCAGGAAACCCAAUAACAGCUGUCUAUGCCAUCCCAGCAACCAGGUCCAGUUACUCAGAAUACUAUGUAUCCACACCGCCCACCUCGUACCAUAGUCCGUCCUGGAUGUCCUACCCUCCUGAACCUGAGGAUGUGCCGCCGCAGUGGGCAGACGCUGUGCCCCUCCCAGGUUAUGUAGAGGCUUUCCCUCAUCCUCGCUACCCUCAGACAAACCCUCCUCGGCUCCCCCUGCAGUAUAACCAGGCACUGGAGCAGCCACCUCCUACUUCGGGCACAGCAUCCCAGCAAAGUCUGCCUCAGGUGGUAAAAGACAUGGACAGCAUGUCCCUGAGUAGCCUCUCCACGUCUGCAUUGGUGGAGGCUAUAAGGCAGGAGGUGGCCAAACUGGCAAAAAAGCAAAAUGACAUAUUUGAUUUCUAGCUCUGAUCCCACCCUUUUGUGUCCAUGAGAUGAUUGUGUGCCGUCUUCUACAGAAGCACGCUGCAGUGGUUCUCCUUCAACUAAUUUUUGUACUGCAAGACAGACUUGUUCUUGUCUACCAACUGGUUUUUGUCUUUCAUUAAACACACUAUGUAUGCUGGUGUUUUUGACCCUAUCUUUAAAAAGCAGAAAAGUGAUAGUGGGUUUGAAAGAAAAAUAUAU